Molecule: messenger RNA, 1743 nt
Organism: Olea europaea var. sylvestris
Lineage: Eukaryota; Viridiplantae; Streptophyta; Magnoliopsida; Lamiales; Oleaceae
Product: zinc finger BED domain-containing protein RICESLEEPER 2-like
Exons: 2
Coding region: 1-1743 (580 amino acids)
Molecular function (GO): protein dimerization activity; DNA binding
Source: RefSeq, a predicted model, not a curated record
AUGGUUAAGACUUUCUUUAUGGAACCAAGUCCAUUAGUUGAUUCUUUAAUUGGUUUGAAUGGCCAUAUAAUUUUGAAUUGGUUUGGAGUGACUUGGUCAGCGUGGGACUGUAUUAAGUUGCUGGGAGCAUUUAAUUUUGAUCAAGAGAAAGGUAGGACGGAACUUGCAAAUAUGAUCAUCCUACACGAAUAUUCUCUGUUAAUGGUUGAGCAUACUGGGUUUAGAAAGUUUUGUAAUACAAUUCAACCAUUAUUUAAAGCUGUUUCUCGUAAUACCAUCAAGGCUGAUAUCUUGAAAAUUUAUAAUUAUGAGAGAACAAAAGUAAUGGGCUUGUUAGAGAGGACCAAUAGUAGAAUAGCAGUCACCACUGAUAUGUGGACAUCCAAUCAAAAGAAAUUUAUAUAUGUCCCUUGUCCCCACACUGCUGAGUCACUGUCUACUGUGUUAAUGGAUUGUCUAUUUGAUUGGAAUAUUGAUCAGAAAUUGUCUACAUUGACUGUUGAUAAUUGCACCACGAAUGACGCUAUGAUUAACAUUAUGUUAGAUAAGCUUUCUCUUGGUUCUUUAUUGUUGAAUGGUGAAUUUUUCCACUUGCGGUGUUGUGCACACAUAUUGAACCUGAUAGUAAAGGAUGGUUUGGAUGUCAUUAGCCCGAGUGUUGAGAGAAUUCGUGAUAGUGUUUCAUAUUGGUCAGCAACACCAAAAAGAGUUGAAACUUUUGAGGCAGUUGCACGACAAAUGAAAAUCCCUUGUGGAAAAAAGUUAUUAUUAGAUUGCAAGACUCGAUGGAACUCUACGUAUCUAAUGAUUCAUACUGCUUUGCUUUACAAAGAACUUUUUCCUCGACUAAGGCAAAGAGAGCCUCAUUACAAAAGUGUAUCGAGUGAGAAUGAUUGGGAAUUGGCUACAUAUAUUUGUGAUAAGUUGGAGAUAUUGUAUGAAGCGACUGAAUUAUUUUCAGGAACAAAAUAUCCUACUGCCAAUUUGUACUUUCCCAAUAUUUGUGACAUAAAGUUGGCAAUCCGUGAUUGGAGCACAUCAUCUUGCGAUGAAGUCAAAUGGAUGGCGUCAAGCAUGAAGGAAAAGUUUGAUAAAUAUUGGAGUGGCAUGCAUGAAAUUCUAGCUGUUGCAACUAUAUUGGAUCCUAGAUACAAGAUGAAACUAGUUGAAUACUAUUUUCCUUUGAUUUUUGGAGAUGAAGCUCAGGAAGAGGUUGAAAAGGUUAGAGCAUUUGGUCAUAAGUUGCUCAAAGAGUACAAGAGAUCACAUCGUUCUACAGAAAAUACAUCUUUGUUUCCAUCAUCUUCACAAUCAGAGUCGUCUACUACUAGUGGAAAACAUUCUCGCAUGGCUGGUUUUGAUACAUUUGUUAGCCUUUCUGUUACUGCUGAUCAUGUAAAAACAGAAUUCGAUGUUUUUCUAGAUGAGCAAGUAUUGCCUAGGGUGGACGGUUUUGAUCUAUUGACAUGGUGGAAAGCAAAUUCAAUAAAAUAUCUGACUUUACAGAAGGUUGCAAGAGAUUUAUUAGCCAUUCCAGUAUCUACUGUUGCAUCCGAGUCAUCAUUUAGUACACGUGGUAGAUUUGUGAGCCCACAUAGAAAUAGGCUUCACCCGAAGACUUUAGAAGCUUUAAUGUGUGCUCGAGAUUGGCUUUGGUAUGAUAUUCAUGGUAGGAUGUAUUGUUUUAUGUUUGUUAUUUAUGCACUUUCUUUUAUUGCUAAUUUUUUCCUCUUUCGUGUGUAG